AUAUAUAUAACCCCAUAAAAAGCAAACGGAAGAGAAGAGAUCAGAGAGCAUCCAAUUUCUCCAUUUUUUUUUUGCUUCAAGAUAAAAACUAAUUAAAAAGAGAUGGCAGAGGUGGUUGAUGAAAUUAGAGAUGGUAAAUGUUUGUUAGCGGCAGACACAGACAAAAAAGAAACAGAUAUAUCAUACGAUGAAGAAGAAGAUGAUGAUGGUUAUGACUCUCAAGAUGACAACGAUUAUAUUCUUGUUGAAGAUGAAAGGAUAACCAAAUCAAGGGAAAAUAAAGCUAAAUUACCACCAAACACAAAAUUUUCAUACUAUUCGGAUGAAGAUGAUGAAUUUGAACAAGAUUGGGCCAUUGUUCACAAACAACUCCUUGAAACUGAUGGUUUUCAUGUUGAUUAUCUUCCUAAUAAACACAAAAGGAACUGGUAUCAGAUAAUUAUGGGCAAUCCUUGUUGUAAAUAUACUAUUGAAGCAGCUAAUUUAGCAAUUGCAGAAUAUAACAAACUUGAGGGUGCUAAUUUAGAGCUUAGGGAGAUUAUAAAUGUGCUAAGUAAGAUGGUUGGAGGAUUAUAUUUUGCUCUUACGUUGCAAUGUACGGAUGGAAAGUACUACGAAGUUAAGGUGUUAACAUUGGGUCCCAAAAUUGAUUUGGAAAUGUUUAGGCCUGCUAAACAUUAUCCAAGGCCAACAACAACCACAACAACUACUUCAUCAGAAGAAGAAGAAGAAAAAGAAAGUGUUUGUUAGUUAUUCAGUGCUGUUUGGAUGUUGUCCUUUAGUUUUGGAGUGUAGGAAGUAAUUACCUUUUUCACAUUUCAUUAGUUUUUGUUAAAAUGUCUCUUAACUCUGCGAAUAGAGGUUUGGAUAUUGUAAUUUCUUGCUAUCUUGCUGGUAGAGUUGGAAAGAACACACAAAAAGAAAAAAGGUUUAGGAGACAUGAAUGGAGUUGAUGAAUCAUAAAAGAUGAACCAACGUAGUACCUUGAAUUCAUAAUCGAAAUCGGCAAAUGGAUUCCUUUUCCCCUUAUUUA
Molecule: messenger RNA, 1033 nt
Organism: Cannabis sativa
Lineage: Eukaryota; Viridiplantae; Streptophyta; Magnoliopsida; Rosales; Cannabaceae
Exons: 5
Coding region: 103-750 (215 amino acids)
Molecular function (GO): cysteine-type endopeptidase inhibitor activity
Source: RefSeq, a predicted model, not a curated record